AUGAUAUUGGUCAUUAUGCUUAAUCGUAAUUGGCUUUGGCGAUGGGCAGUAGCCAUCAAAAGACUUCCUACUCCACCGACCAACCAUCUAACGCCACGUCACUCCUCCUCCCUCUCUCCCCUGUCCGACGGGGAGGAUUGUGGCGGCUGCUUCUCCCCCUCCUCCGCAGACAGCGGAGGCGGUUGGGGAAGCUGGGGGUCGAGGCUGAUCAGGAGAAGCCCGAAGAAAUCCUCACCGCCGUCUAUGCGGACGCUGGAUCUCGGCCGGAGACCCGGCGGCGGCUGCGGGUCGUCGAGUGAAAUCGUGGGGGAUGUGUUCUACGGGACGGAUGACGCGGAAGGGAUAGAGGAUUACAAGUACAAAGAAGACCUGCUGGAGCAUUACAGGAGGGAGAGCGAGAGGAAAUCGGUGAGGAGGAGGAAGAGGAAGAUGCGGCGGAGCUGGUUCGGCGCCAUUGUCGACUGCUUCUCGUUCCUCAAGUUCUUCUGCUGCUUGCGGUGA
Messenger RNA from Linum trigynum, 501 nucleotides. The record is from the annotation of a GenBank genome assembly. Lineage: Eukaryota; Viridiplantae; Streptophyta; Magnoliopsida; Malpighiales; Linaceae.